Messenger RNA from Adineta steineri, 903 nucleotides. The record is from the annotation of a GenBank genome assembly. NCBI's taxonomy places the organism in Eukaryota, Metazoa, Rotifera, Eurotatoria, Adinetida, Adinetidae.
AUGUUCGAGUGGACAUAUGCGGGUAUUAAUUUUUCGGCAAAAAAUACCGAACCUUGGGCUGAUGAUGGAGGUAUUGAAUGUGCUGCACAUUCAACCUUACGUCAACGCUUACUUGAAACACUCAUCACAGUGAUCGUCGCAUCAUAUGAAAUUUACUAUGCAACUUAUUAUGCAAAAAAUCGAUUAGGAACAUCAUUCCCACGUGAAUACGCUAGAGAACGACAAGGACGACCAAGUGUAUUAAGACGUUUAGUACUUGUAUGUUAUGCACUUUUAUGGGGUAUUGAAAUUGGUUUUAAAUUAGCUUCACGUCAAUUUAUUUAUAUACUUAAUCCAUGCCAUAUGGUUACUUUAAUACAAAUUAUUCUCCUGACAUUUUCUUCAAAUUAUUAUACGCGUGGUCUUUAUCGUUUACAUUGUGGUAUGUUAAAUGGUGGUACACUUGCAAUUUAUUUUCCAGUGACAGCAACAAGACUUUUUCCAUUUGAAGUUGAACUCUAUUAUAUUCAACAUAUUCUUAUUUUAGUCGUACCAAUUUUUCUUCUCUCAUCUCAUGGAGGUUAUAGCCUUGAACCGGUUGCGUCUUUUCGGUGGACAAUUUCAGCUAUAGCUAGCUUUCGUUUUUAUCAUUAUUUUGUAUUACAACCAGUUUCCUUAUUAACCUGGGUAAAUCUAAAUGGUGUUCUAUGUCCAUUUCAAUUUGAUCCAUUUAUUGGUCGUUAUUAUCGUUUAUGGGCUAAUAUACAUCAAACAUUAUUUAUGAUAAUUCAUCAUAAACUAUUUUCAGUUGUAGCUCGUACAAUUAUCCAAUUUGAUCUACGACGUAUAAUGUAUUACAGCCGACGACAAGACAAGCAACUACAUCAAAAUAAUAAGAUGAGUGAUAUUCCAAAAGACAAGUAA